Messenger RNA from Linum tenue, 585 nucleotides. The record is from the annotation of a GenBank genome assembly. NCBI's taxonomy places the organism in Eukaryota, Viridiplantae, Streptophyta, Magnoliopsida, Malpighiales, Linaceae.
AUGGUAGGGCAAAUAAAUGAUUACAUGCUCAACCAAAUUCCCGGUGAAGAAUCAACUUAUUACAGCUCAGAUUCAAUUGCCAAUGCAGAUGGAACGGGAAGUAUAUCACAUCCUGAGUACCCAAUUGAAUUUCUAAACACUUUGCAGCCCGGAGGCCUUCCCAACUAUGAAUUGAAACUUAAAGUUGGAGUUCCAGUGCUAUUGUUAAGAAAUAUCGAUCAAACAGCUGGAUUAUGCAAUGGGACCAGAUUAAUCAUCAAACGAUUGGGCCGGUGGAGCAUUGAAGCUGAAAUACUAACAGGAACACAUAUAGGUGAUCAUGUCUUCUUGCCGAGGCGGCAAUACCCUAUAGCAUUAUGUUUCGCGAUGACAAUAAACAAGAGUCAAGGGCAAUCAUUGAAGCAUGUUGGACUUUGCUUGCGACACCAAGUAUUUUGUCAUGGUCAGCUUUAUGUCGCAGUUUCCAGAGUAACCACUAGAACAGGCCUUAAAAUUCUAAGCUGUGAUGAAGAAGGCCAAGAGCUGAAGACAAUGAAGAACAUAGUGUUCAAAGAGGUGCUAAAUGAAGCAUGUAUAUCAGGUUAA